AUGGCAGAGAAACAGAAUGAUCCGAGCAUCAUCGCUCUGGACGUACACAGCGAAGCCAAGGGCGAGGUAUACAAUGCAGACGACCUGAGGCUUCAACAAAUGGGACACACUCAGGAGCUCACACGCCAUUUCAGUAUGUUGAGUCUGAUCGGCCUGGCUUCAACAUGUACAAUAUCUUGGACAGGACUCGGCCUGGGCCUAGCAACUGAGAUAGGAGCUGGAGGACCUGGAGCAGUGAUCUAUGGGUUCAUCCUAAUCGCCGUAUUACAAUCUUUCUUGGGCGCCUCAUUGGCCGAAUUCGUGUCUUCCUACCCGACGAGCGGCGGGAUGUAUCACUGGAUUGCUGCAGUGUCCCCAGAGAGAUAUAGAGGCUUCCUCAGUUUCCAAACUGGCUAUUUCACCAUUGCGGGCUGGAUAUUUACAACGGCAUCGACGAACCUGAUCUAUGCGCAAAACUUAAUGGCACUUGUAGCUCUCUACCAUCCAAGCAUGACCAUCAGAACCUGGCAGACCUUUCUGGUGUACCAGGUCUUGAACCUUAUAACGGCCGCAAUCGUGAUCUGGGGCAAUCGAAUCAUCCCAGCGCUCAACAAGUUCUCGCUGUUCUAUCUCCAGAUAGGCUGGUUUGUGGUGAUGAUCACAGUUGUUGCUUGCGCUCCUACACAUCAGGAUUCCGAGUUUGUAUUUCGUACAUGGAUCAACGAGACUGGAUGGGAAAACCAGGUCAUUUGCUUUAUUACUGGUCUUGUCAACCCUCUCUAUAGCUUGGGUGGUCUCGACGGUGUCACGCACUUGACAGAAGAGAUGCCGAACCCAUCUAGGAAUGCGCCACUCGCCAUCGCAAUUACUCUUGUUAUUGCCUUUGUCACUGGCAUAACUUAUCUCAUUGCUCUGAUGUUUUCCGUUCAAGACUAUGCUGCUUUGUCGAGUACAAAUACUGGUUUGCCUCUUGCAGAACUCUUCCGACAAGUCACACGGAACGCUGGAGGAGCUUUUGGCUUGACCUUUAUUCUCUUUAUUGCAUUGGGACCGUGUGUUAUAUCAUCGCAACUUUCGACAGGAAGAAUGUUCUGGGCUUUCUCCCGCGAUGGCGCGAUACCUUUCUCGAACACUUGGUCGAAAGUCAACCAUCGACUGCAGAUGCCUAUGAACGCACAGUUAGCAGUCACAGCCAUCGUGGCUGCGCUUGGUUGUCUGUAUUUGGGCUCGAGUACGGCGUUCAACUCUCUACUCGGCUCAGCUGUCACAAUCAACAACUGUGCAUACAUGGUCCCUGUAUUGACCAACCUACUGACUGGUAGAAAAAACAUGUAUAAGGGCGUGUUUCACAUGCAUGGGACGAAGGGAUUCUUUGUCAACAUAAUCACUGUAUGCUGGUUGGCUUUUGCAAUCGUCUUCUUUUCGUUCCCCUACUACAAACCUGUCACUGCUGCAAACAUGAACUAUACAUGUCUGGUCGUCGGAGGACUCACACUCUUUCAAUUAGCUUGGUAUGCCAAAGUCAGAGGUCGUUACAACGAGAGAAUCCAGAGAGCAAAGGAAGAAUGA
Messenger RNA from Aureobasidium melanogenum CBS 110374, 1548 nucleotides. Its product is annotated as amino acid permease. Gene Ontology annotation, biological process: transmembrane transport. Gene Ontology annotation, molecular function: transmembrane transporter activity. The record is from RefSeq and is a predicted model, not a curated record. Gene Ontology annotation, cellular component: membrane. The coding region runs from base 1 to 1548 and encodes 515 amino acids. The transcript is spliced from 3 exons. Lineage: Eukaryota; Fungi; Ascomycota; Dothideomycetes; Dothideales; Saccotheciaceae.